CUUUAGAGCUCUAUAAUAUGACGCCGGAAAUCCCUAAAAGAACCAAUUCAUCAUUUGAUUUAUUAGAGGCUUUAAAAUAUACACCAUUAGUCUCAUCUAUACCUCUUAGCAACGGUACAGAAAAUGCAGUUCCUCCGAAGUCAUUAGCAAGUAAUACGCCUUUGUGCUUGUCUGCCGAAGAAAAGGGAUUUAUGCAACGAUAUCUUGAUCUUUUGGAGCCGAACGCGCAAAACGUGUCUGACGUACAACAGCUUCAAUUUUACAAAGACGCGCUCUCUCCUAUGCUGCAAAAUGUUCCCAUGCCUGGAAUUCGCAUCCCUUCGAACAAAGAAGAAAAUAAUGACAAUCCGUCUUCUUUCCCAAACCCUUUAUUGAAUCCUUUGACAGAGUCUUUAUUACAACCUUCUGAGGUCGAAUUUGUUCCUCCAGAAGCAAACCUAAGUGCUUCUUCCUCUUACACUGAUUCUACCUCUAUGUCUGAAAACUCUUUGGUUUCAAAGAAAGAAGUGCCCAAGAAUUUGGAAAUCCCCCGUAGUCCUUCAACGGCGCGAAUCCUUAGAGCUGUUGAAUUUAGAAGUCCUAGUCGAUCACUUUCACUUACAUCAACUCCCAACAAGCGCUCGCGGUCAGAAAGUGGAAGCUUAGCUUCCACACCUUCUUCGAAGGUCCAAAGGCUUCAAGAUGUCAUAGAGAAGCAAGUACACGAUACCCAAUCGCUGUUGGAUGUAACCUUGCAUGCAAAUCCGGAACAAUCAAACUGUUAUGUAUCUUUUGGAGCAUCAGAGGCUAAGAUAAUAUCAGCAGAGGUUAUCGAUAAAAUAUCAAUCUCUUUAACAAAGUUGAGUCACUUGGGGGAUUGCAAUAAGUUAUUGAAGGAAGAAGAUGCUAUAUGUCUUAAGAUGACUUUGGAAUCUAGCUUAAGAAGUCUGGAUUUCUUUAAAAAUUCUACUGAGGAUACCGAUAUUGAUGAAGAUGAUGAUAUUGCAUAUUUGAGAGCUGACUGUUUAUUAAAGACUGUAUCCCUUGUUUUCCAACUAAUCAACACUCUUCCUAUGUUAAAAAAAUUGCAAAAUGAGGAAUCUUUUUUAUUUAUUCUUGAUACUCUUCAUGCCUUUAUUGAUUACUUUUUCUUAAAGGCUAUGACUAGCAUUGAUAUGAGCAUGACCGAUGUCUCUGAGCCAUCAAACAACCGUCAAUUUUUAUCUCUCACACAAAAAAUUGCUAACGCCUUUACUUUAUUAUCUAAAGUUGUACAUAUUAUUCCUUUGUCCGAAGCUGUCGUCAUCAAAGUUGUUUUCUUGUCCACGAAAACAAUUACUGUGGAUUCCUCUGUUAAAGAGAAACCGUCGUUAAUACAAAACAUUCCAUUGGAUAUUCUUAAAAUUCCUCUGUUUGAUACACUUCAGUUCAUUUUCAGCUUAUACCCUGCUCAGCGUGAUUUCGUGCUGCAAGAAGUCCUUGCAAACUUUGCGCAGUUACCUACUGCUCGUUCAACUUCCAGAACAUUUAAGCUGUCAAGUGGAAAAUCUGUUCAGUUGUACUCUACUUUGCUUGUUCGAUUGCUUCAGUCAUGUACAGUAACGCAUCUUCCAGAAGAUACCGCUUUUAAGACGGAAGACCCUGCGAAGGAUUUAGUCAACUCAGAUGAUUUCCAGUCUUAUUUAAAAUCGGUUGAUGUUUUACUCUCUAAAUCAAGGCACGAAGAGUACCGAGUCGCAAACCAAAUUGUUAGUUAUUUGCUUGGAAGAUCAUUAAAGCAGACAAAGUCUGAAAUUAAUAACUCGUUUGUCACAUUAACAAGAAUUAUGCUAGAAGAUUUGCUCAACAUGCUUACUUUACCAGAGUGGGCUGGAACGGAGACACUUGUUCGACAAUUUGCAUUAAAUCUUAUUAUGAUGAUAGUCAAAGAAAAGAACUCCGUUGCUACCAAAAAUACUGCUCUUGACUUCUUUAGUGUUAUUGUCAAUAAAUUGUUAAUAACGUUCGAUAUAACUCUAUUUGAAAAACAUGAUCUUCCGGUACCUUCGAACUUUAAUGACCCAAGUUGCUUUUUGAGUGGUAUCCCUCGUUAUGAAGAAAUUACUUAUACUUGCCUUUCACAUCUUUCCUCUUUAUGCAACAAUGAUGAUUCACUUGAGAAUAUCAUUCCAUAUACCCUAAAUCAAUGGGUCUCAUUUCUGUUUCAGCUCCGAAAAGCAUCCAAGGAUUCGGAGUCAAAUUACCUAGUUGACAAAAUUCUACUGAAAAGUGUAAAUUUGAACAUAGACUCCAUUCGGGAUUCAUCCGUUUUCACUAGUGAUGAGAUGAUUAAAGAUUAUUUUAUUCUUUCUUUGUAUCGCUCUUCUUUAUACUUGAAUUUAAAAUUUUUCGUAUCACUGAUUAUUGGAUUCCUUGACAGCCCCCAAACCAGUUUACGAACGAAAAGUUUAAGAAUUAUCAGUCAAAUGAAGUCUAUCCCUGCUAUACUCCAUGCGCAUCCAGAAGUUUUGUCUCAGGUAAUCAAUAAAGUUACUGAUCCCUCAGCUUUCGUCCGAGACACAGUAUUGGAUUUGCUAAGUACAUACAUGAUGGCCUUUAAAGAAACUAUAAAUCAGUUAUAUAUAUUUAUAGCGGCUGGAGUAUCGGAUAGUUCUGUGAGUGUUCGGAAGCGUGCAAUAAAACAACUUGCAGAAAUAUAUGGGCUUACUAACAGCAUAAGCAUACGAUGCGAUAUCUGUAUGAAACUACUUUCAAGGAUGAAUGAUGAGGAAGAGAAUCUCACCGAUCUAAGUCUCCAGACGCUCGACUCUUUAUGGUUCAAUAACAGUAACUUGUUCAUUGAUACACAGAAAAAAUAUGAUGAUUUGAGCUUUUUGGAAAAGCAAAAAUUGAAGGUUCACUAUCGUCCGCUACUAAAAUUAUCGUCGGAUCCUAGUCCUGAAUUACAUGUUUCUCUUGUAACAACGUUAAAGAAAAUGCUUACUUCGAAAGAAGAUGUGUUAACCAAAGAAUUUUGUUCUCGAAUUCGUUUUCUGCUUUCCUUUCUGUUUACCUUGUUAAUUGAGGUAGCAACCGAGGACGAGGGAGAUGAUGUUGAGGUAGAACUUUUGCAUGAAACAAUGAGUACUCUGUUUGUUUUUUCUCGUUCUUUUCCCUUUCUCUUUGACUAUUCACAACUACAGGUAUUAAAACCAUACUUGAAAUCGGCUUCGAGUAUAGAAGAACAGCGAUUGCUAUACUAUGUUGUAGCCAUUUUUCGACAGGUUUUACCUCGUCAAAAGGAAAUUCCGGAGGUUUUUUUGCGUAAUCUUGAGACUACUAUGCUACAAAGACUUACCAAGGCUGGAUCUGCUACAUUAAAAGAAAUGGUACCCUGCUUAUGUUAUUUAUUGAGUCAUCUUAAUGAUCAUCAAAGACUUUAUAAAAUACUAGGCUCUUGUCUUAAAACACUUGAAGAAACAAGAAAAAACGACUUUUCAUCAUUAAAGGCUUUUCGUUUAAUAGAACUCAUUGGACUCUUUGCUAGGUUUGGAGGGAUUGAAAAAAUAGAUGUUAAUUGGGAAGAUGUUUUCCCUUUUCCUAAGGACGAAAGCAACAACAUUUAUGUUUUGCUGCUUAACUACAUGAACCAACUGCUUCCGUCGUCAAAGACUGAUUUGCGUAUACAUGUAAUUGAAAAUAUGUUAAAAAUCGUCCUGGCGCAACCGACGUUGUUUACUUCACCAAUGAUGUUAAGCAUGCUAGAUAAAAUUUUUGAAGAGAGCAACACCGACUGUGUCUCAGUAAUUUUUAGGGCAUUCUUGGAACUAUUAGCAGCUGACGAGGAUCUAAUUUCAGAAGCUGAUGAAAAAUUGGAAAGCAAGUCAAAUAACAAUAAGAAGUCAAAGCGUGAACAAGUGAAUGUAGACAUGCUUAAAGGUUUUACGGAAAGACAAUGGACUGAAGGUGUGAGCGCUUGUUUGAUGCAAAAGUACCUAUCGAAUAUCUUGAAUUCUUGCUUUUCAAAAAACCUAAGUUUUGCUCUUCUCGCAUUAAAUAUAUUGCAGCAUAUUAUUCGCCAAGGGCUUGCGAACCCUAGACUGUGCUUCCCCGUAAUCGUGGCUCUGGAAGCUAGUGAAGUUACAGAAAUAAAACAAACGGCUAUUAAUUUGCAUGUGGAAUUGCAUCAAAAGCAUGAAUCGUUGGUAGACGGUUUGUAUGCGCAAGCAGCAAAUUUGAUGUUCUCUUCCAAAAGUUUUCCAGGAAGUUUUGUUUUUUCUAUUGAAGAACAUUCCGCGUUCCAGGACAUGUACAAUGUUGUACUGUCGAACAAAAACACGAGGUCUAGAAGGAAAUUCCUUACGCAGAUGCUGAAGCUUAUUGAAUUCGAUAAUGAAAAGCUGUUAAAUAUGUCACACGAGAAUGUCUUAUUUUUUAAUUUCUGUUGUUCAGCAUUGGGUGGAAUCAACUACUUGAGCAUUGACGAGCCAUUGAUGAUCCUUCAAGUCAUUGAUACAGUUUUAGCUACAAUUGGACUAACUAUUACUGAAUGGAUGAAGGGAAAUCUCGAAGAGCCCUAUAAAUUCUUUUCUGGAAUUCUACUUUGUAAUUUUAUUCACCUGAAACGUUACUUGAAGUAUGUUUAUUCCAUAACAGAUGAAAAAAUACACAAUUUUGAUUCCAGCAAAACAUUUAAGGAUAAAAAGGUCCCGCUUAAAAACAAUGGUUACAAGGUUGAGCUUUUACGCCCGGACAACAAAAGAGAAGAUGUAGCAGCUAUGUGUAUAAAAAUGUUUGAAGAUGAGAAUAUAUCUACUGAUCCCAUCUUUAAAGACGAUCCUCAAGAGGAAGAACACUCAGGGGAAGCUGCAAAUGAAUAAACAAAAGAAAGAACAUGCGCAUACUCUUUGGACUCGCUCGACUUGGUCGAUGAUCUUUGGUAUUUACUAAUAUGAAAUCUUAUUUAUUGUUUAAUGGUUUGUUGAGUUAUUUCUUCAUUACGUUAUUGAGUUUUUUUACUCGCUUCUUUUUCGUUCUUUGCAUCUAUGUUGGUUAAUAGAUUAGGGUUUUGUUUUAUUUAAUGUUUUAGCUUUGACACACUUCACUGUGUAUGACAUUGAUUUUUUCGUACUUCAUGAUAGUAAAUAAACUAUUGUUACAGGCUCUGUGGUAAACGUCUUAAUGGAAAAAUGAUUUUAAC
Schizosaccharomyces cryophilus OY26 is the source of this 5158-nucleotide messenger RNA. Its product is annotated as adherin. NCBI's taxonomy places the organism in Eukaryota, Fungi, Ascomycota, Schizosaccharomycetes, Schizosaccharomycetales, Schizosaccharomycetaceae. Gene Ontology annotation, molecular function: chromatin binding. Gene Ontology annotation, cellular component: Scc2-Scc4 cohesin loading complex. The transcript is spliced from 8 exons. The coding region runs from base 18 to 4838 and encodes 1606 amino acids. The record is from RefSeq and is a predicted model, not a curated record. Gene Ontology annotation, biological process: regulation of gene expression; establishment of mitotic sister chromatid cohesion; replication-born double-strand break repair via sister chromatid exchange.